AUGCAUCUCCAUAUUUCCACUCUCGAAAUGAAAAUCACUUUGCUGCUUAAUAGAAGGUCAGUGCAGACCUUUGAACAGCUUAUUGCUGAUAUAUCUGAAGCUCUGGGAUUGCCUAGGUGGAAAAAUGACCAUGUAAGAAAACUGUAUAACCUAAAAGGCAAAGAAAUACGUAGUGUAUGUGAUUUCUUUCGUGGCGAUGACACUUUUAUAGCUUUGGGUAAAGAACAGCUGACCCUGAAAUGCAUUGAAAUGGUGUUUAAUGAACUUUAUCCUGAUAGGCCUUUAAGACAGAAUGCAGAUCAUUGUGAAAGACUGGGAUGCAAAUUAAAUGAUAAUGGACAAACUAUAGAUAGUGGUUAUGAAGACACCGACUUGGUCAACAAAUGUUACCCUAUAUCUCCAAGACUGACAACCAAACAUGAUGUUAAGGGUCGACUCAAACAAAAGGCAGAUGAGACCAGGAAAAGCAAAAAACAAGAAAAAAUCAAAAGUGAUCAAGAACAUUUGUCUGGAAAAAUGAAAAAUCUUGAACUUUGCCAUUGCAAACCAAAUAAACCGUUGCCUUCAAUUUUAAAUAUUGGCAACCAAUGUGAGAAAUGUAAAGAAUAUACAAUUAAACAUAGAAUAUACACUGAAAUGAACAAAGAUACACAAUCAGACAAUGCUGCUUUGAAUGAUAAGUGUAGGAAAUUGGCGAUGGAAAGCUGUAAGGAAGAAAAGCCAGUUCUAAAAUGUACCAACUGUCCUCACAGAUGUAAGAACAAAAGAGAUUGUAAUGAAGUAGAGGAGAUAGGGGACAGCAGCAUAGAACUGUAUGAGAAAACACAUUGUCUCCAUUCCAGAAUGCACAGUCAUAGUAUGCAAAGACAUGAGUGCCUUAAGAAUAAAUGCCAAAGAGACAGAAGAAAAUGGGGCGGAAAACAUUCCAACUUCAUAACAUUAAACCAUAGUGGUAGACUUAUUGAGGAUUUUCUGGAAGACACAAAGGAAAACAUACAAAUAAAAGAUGACAAAACAGUGGCGGACAAUGAAUCCAACAGUAAAAGGGACAUAAUGAACAAUAUUGACUCAACAGAACAAAAGGUUGAAGGUGGAGUGUUGAAAAGAGAAGAGGAAAAGGCAGUUUGUAGCACUAGCAGACCAUGUUGUAUAAAAGACUAUCCGGAUAUACAAAUAAACUACGAGAUUGGCAGGACUAUUGGAGAUGGAAAUUUUGCAGUUGUUAAAGAGUGUAGACAUCGAAAAACUAAUGAAGAGUAUGCCAUGAAAAUUAUUGAUAAGGCUAAAUUAUUAGGAAAGGAGGAUAUCGUUAAAAAUGAAGUUAGCAUAAUAAAAAUGCUUUCCCACCCAAAUAUAGUAAAACUAAUUGAUGAUUUUGAGACUGAGAAUGACAUUUAUUUGGUAUUGGAGUACAUUAAAGGGGGGGACCUAUUUGAUGCUAUUACUGAGAGCAUUAAAUUUACUGAACAUGAUGCAGCACUUAUGAUGACUGACUUGUGCAAAGCUUUAGUAUAUAUCCACAGCAAGAAUGUUGUACACAGGGACCUUAAGCCUGAGAACCUGUUGGUACAGAAAAAUCCUGAUGGAUCUGCCACCCUGAAACUAGCUGACUUUGGACUUGCUGUGUAUGUAACAGAGCCUAUUUUCACUGUGUGUGGAACCCCAACAUAUGUGGCUCCUGAAAUACUAUCAGAAAAAGGCUAUGGUUUAGAGGUUGACAUGUGGGCCACCGGAGUUAUCUUGUACAUACUACUAUCUGGUUUUCCCCCUUUCCGAAGUCCAGAACGCAAUCAUGAAGAAUUAUUCCAGAAAAUUCAACAUGGAGAGUAUGCAUUCUUGUCACCCUACUGGGACAACAUCUCAGAAGAGGCUAAAGAUUUGAUCAGCAAAUUGCUUUUGCUCAACCCCAUGAAGAGGUUUACUGCCAAGUGUGUUUUACAGCAUAGCUGGAUCAGAACAAGUGGGCAAAUGAACAGUCACAACCUCCAGAGAGAAGUUAGCAUGAAUAUCGAACGCCAUUUCCGCAACCAGCAUCUGAAAAGAAUAGUAGAAGAAAUAACAGUCAUUUGGCAUACAUCUGUAGGGAUGAGCAUUGUCAGUUCCAUGGCAGCAUACGAUUGGGUGUAG
Nanorana parkeri is the source of this 2127-nucleotide messenger RNA. It is a transcript of the gene DCLK3, whose product is annotated as doublecortin like kinase 3. The record is from RefSeq and is a predicted model, not a curated record. The transcript is spliced from 7 exons. Gene Ontology annotation, biological process: protein phosphorylation; intracellular signal transduction. The coding region runs from base 1 to 2127 and encodes 708 amino acids. Gene Ontology annotation, molecular function: protein kinase activity; ATP binding. Lineage: Eukaryota; Metazoa; Chordata; Amphibia; Anura; Dicroglossidae.